This is a messenger RNA of Orbicella faveolata, 966 nucleotides long. RefSeq names its product cytidine deaminase-like. The record is from RefSeq and is a predicted model, not a curated record. Gene Ontology annotation, cellular component: cytosol. Gene Ontology annotation, molecular function: zinc ion binding; cytidine deaminase activity. Lineage: Eukaryota; Metazoa; Cnidaria; Anthozoa; Scleractinia; Merulinidae.
AACCCCUUAUAAAGUUGUAAAAGCCGCGUCGGACUUGGAAUUUUUACGGUGGCCUGAAACAAGUUGUGAUCACCGCAACUAGGCAAAGAAAGGGGACAACAUGGCCACCAAGCAUGCGUGCCAAAAUGUACUAGGAGGACAUGGAGAACCAAGGGAAGGGACGAUACUUUGGUCGUCGCUGGCUGAAAACGCGUGGGCCCUGGGGAUGAGAUUGAUACUCGGAACAGACAGGAACAGACUGAGAAGCAUUCAUAGAUCGUUGGUUUUAUACAUACGUGCCUGGAAUGGAGACGAGUUUCACUAACAGUUACCAAGAAUCAACGCUGACAUCCUUACUGAAACGAAGCAUUAAAGCCAAGCAACAUUCUCAUUCGCCAUACAGUAAGUUUCGUGUCGGCGCAGCUUUGCUGACUGACACUGGAGAGAUCAUCGAUGGUUGUAACGUGGAAAAUGCAAGUUAUGGAUUGACGAUUUGUGCUGAGAGAACUGCCUUAGUAAAGGCUGUGAGUAUGGGCUUUAAAAAAUUCCCUGCUAUUGCCAUAUCAAGUGAUACAGAAAAAUUUAUCGCUCCUUGUGGCGACUGCAGACAAGUUAUAGCGGAGUUUGGAUUGGAUUGUGAUGUGUACCUUGUUAAGUCAGACUUGUCUUACAAGAAAUUGAGUGUUUCAGAGCUGUUACCAAUGACAUUCACAUCUGAGGAUUUGGAGAGAGCAAAGUUGAAGAAAUAAAGUCAGGGUGAUCUUUUCUCUAGUAUCGAUCUCAGCUGAGAAGUAAGAACUGACCAGAACUGAACAUUGCGCAAGUAACCGAUCAACAUGUCUUCAUGGUAGCUAAGGGUCGUUGGGUUGGCAGAGAAUACAGUGUUUUCUUAAAUUCUGAUGUGGAACAUAAGCAUGUGUUAUAGUCAAACUAAGUGAAGCGUACCCCUCAAGAUUACAUUAAUGAAUUGAUUAUUUGAAUAGUGAA